Entrophospora candida is the source of this 1410-nucleotide messenger RNA. The record is from the annotation of a GenBank genome assembly. Lineage: Eukaryota; Fungi; Glomeromycota; Glomeromycetes; Entrophosporales; Entrophosporaceae.
UAGGAGCACAACGGAAUUACUCAGCAUCGGAGUUAGAAUUAUUGGCCGUAAAAUGGGCCACAGACCAGUUUCAUGUAUACUUGCUUGGAAAACCUUUUACUAUAAUAACAGAUCACCAACCGCUAAAAUAUCAAUUUAGUACACUUGCUUUAAAUAAUCGAAUGCAGAAAUGGCUUGUACACUUACAACAAUACUCGUUUAAAAUUGAAUAUAAUCCAGGACGUGCCCAAGGGUCACUAAAAGGAAAACAGGCACUAAUGGAUAUUCAAUUAUACGAGUCAAUAAAAUAUUACUUAACAAACCAUCGAUUACCAAGCAAUGUACCAACAGAUAUUCAACAAACUACACUAAAGAAAAUACAUGAAUUCACACUUAAAAAUGGAAAAUUAUUUUGGAUAAAGAAUGAUAUGGAAAAGAGAGUUAUAAGAAGGAAUGAGUUAGAAGAAGUACUAUUUAAUAUACAUGGAAGUCAAUUAUCGGGACAUUUUAAUGUGGAAGCAACGUUCAAUAGGGCCAAGCAAAAUUAUUAUUGGCCGAGAAUGUAUAGAGAAGUAGAAAAUUAUGUGAAGAGUUGUGACACAUGUCAAAGAUUAGGAAAUAAGAAGAAGUCAAAUGAACUCCACCCCAUACUGGUUGGACGAGCAUUUGAACAGGUAGGAAUAGAUAUCGUAGGACCAUUAUCAAUAACAUCAAAAGGAAAUCGCUAUAUAAUAGUAGCAACAGACUACCUCACCAAAUGGCCGGAAGCAAGGGCCAUUCAAAAUAUACAAGCAGAAACAGUUGCCCAAUUUAUCUAUGAAGAUAUAAUUUGUAGACAUGGAACACCAAGUGAAUUACUAUCCGACCGAGGAACAUCAUUUGUUAAUAGUACAAUAAAAGCACUAUGCGAAACCAUGGAAAUUAAUCAUGUACUCACCACAUCAUAUCACCCACAGACAAAUGGAUUGACCGAAAGGUUUAACAAAACACUGUGUGAAACUAUCGCUAAAUUUGUGAUACAACACAAAGGAGAAUGGGACCAAUACGUUUCGUCAGCUCUAUUAGCUUAUCGAACUAAAACACAGAAAUCAACAAAGUUUACGCCAUUCUUUCUUGUGUACGGGAGACAGGCACAAACACCACUUACACAAAAAUUUGGAAUGGAAGAUAACGACUUAGAAUACGAUUUAGAAGACCAUGUGGAUCUGAUAACAGAAAGAUUACAUCAUGUACAAGGUAUUGCAAAAGAAAAUAUAAACAAAGCACAAGAAGAUCAGAAGGCUAGGUAUGAUAAGAAAGUGAAACCAAAACAAUAUCAGAUAGGAGAACAAGUUUUAUUACGGGAGAGUGCCCAUGAAAAUGUACACGGAGAUAAGUUCAGAGAAAAAUGGUCGGGACCUUAUCUUAUUCACCAAGUAUGGAAAAGUGGAA